Molecule: messenger RNA, 1108 nt
Organism: Sinocyclocheilus anshuiensis
Lineage: Eukaryota; Metazoa; Chordata; Actinopteri; Cypriniformes; Cyprinidae
Product: ATP-binding cassette sub-family G member 2-like
Exons: 8
Biological process (GO): transmembrane transport
Cellular component (GO): plasma membrane
Molecular function (GO): ABC-type transporter activity; ATP binding; ATP hydrolysis activity
Source: RefSeq, a predicted model, not a curated record
UCUUGUGUUUUUUGCAGGAUGACGUGGUCAUGGGGACGCUGACUGUUCGUGAGAAUCUGCGUUUCUCAGCGGCUUUACGGCUCCCGAAGUCGAUCCGUCAGCGAGAAAAAGAUGAGAAGAUUGAGAGACUCAUUCAGGAGCUGGGAUUGAGCAAAGUGGCCGAUUCACGGGUGGGCACGCAGCUGAUUCGUGGUGUUUCGGGUGGAGAGAGGAAGAGGACAAACAUCGGCAUGGAGCUGAUUAUUGAUCCGCCGGUGCUUUUCCUGGACGAACCGACCACCGGCCUGGACGCCAGUACAGCCAACUCUGUCCUCAUGCUGCUCAAAAGUGCUGUCCAUGAUGAACUGGAUGAGGAGCAGCUGAGUUCAUCUCUGAAGGGCAUCGAGGACCGUUUGGUGGAAGAAUACAAGAACAGCUCCAGCUACAAACAGACCAAAAGCGAGCUGGAGCGAAUCGUUCAGGGACAGGACUACAGCACACGACCCAAAUCCAGAACCAUCACCUACAGCACGUCCUUCUGCCACCAGUUCAACUGGGUCCUCAGGAGAACCUUCAGGAACCUCAUGCUGAACCCACAGACCUCAUUCGCUCAGAUCGGGGUGUUGAUUUUCCUGGCUUUGGUUGUUGGAGCCAUAUUUUUUGGAGUGGAGAAGAAUUCGAGUGGCAUUCAGAACAGGAUGGGCGCACUGUUCUUCAUUACCACCAAUCAGUGCUUCAGCUCCGUUUCCUCAGCUGAACUCUUCAUCUCUGAGAGUAAACUGUUUGUGCACGAGUACAUCAGCGGAUACUACAGAGUCUCAGUGUACUUCUUGUCUAAGAUCCUGUCUGACAUCCUGACUCUGCGCACCAUCCCGGCCAUCAUCUUCAGCUGCGUGGCGUACUUUAUGAUCGGACUGAAGGCAUCGGCCGAGGCCUUCUUCAUCUUCCUGUUCUCUAUCGUUCUGGUGUCGUACACAGCCACGUCCAUGACUCUGGCCAUCUCCGCUGAUCAGACGGUGGUGGCCAUCGCUAACAUCUUCAUGACCAUCAGCUUUGUCUUUAUGAUGGUAAAGAAACACACAUACACGUUUAAACGGGAAUAUUAAAGCAAUAUAUACAACAUGUGGUU